AUGGGGGGUCCGUGGCUUCUGUCCGCCGCCCACUUUCUCUGCGUGUGCGCGAUCGCGGGGGCCGCCGCCACCAGGCCCCGCUUUCUGGUGACUGCCCCUGGGAUUAUCAGGCCUGGAGGAAGAGUCACCGUUGGGGUAGAGCUCCUGGAACACAGCCCUGCAGUGGUCACUGUGAAGGCCGAGGUGCUUAAGACAUCAUCGAAUCUGACAGUGUCUGUCCUGGAAGCAGAAGGAGUCUUUGAAAAAGGUUCCUUUAAGACAUUGACUCUUCCGUCACUCCCUCUGAACAGUGCAGAUGAGAUGUAUGAGCUACGUGUAACGGGACGGUCUCAGGAUGAGAUUUUAUUCUCUAAUAGCACACGCUUAUCAUUUGAGACCAAGAGAGUGUCUGUCUUCAUUCAGACAGACAAGGCGCUAUAUAAGCCCAAGCAAGAAGUGAAAUUCCGGGUCGUCACACUCUUAUCAGACUUCAAGCCUUAUCAAACAUCAUUGAAUAUUCUAAUUAAGGACCCCAAGUCCAACUUGAUCCAGCAGUGGCUGUCGCAGCAAAAUGAACUUGGAGUUGUUUCCAAAACUCUUCAGCUGUCUUCCCACCCAGUGCUGGGCGACUGGUCCAUCCAGGUUCAAGUGAAUGACCAGACAUAUUAUCAAUCAUUUCAGGUCUCAGAAUAUGUGUUACCAAAAUUUGAAGUUACUCUGCAGACACCAUUAUAUUGUUCUUUGAAUUCUAAGAAUUUAAGCGGCACUGUCACAGCAAAGUAUACAUAUGGGAAGCCAGUGAAAGGAGAAGUAUUGCUUACAUUUUUACCUUUGUCCUUUUGGGGAGAGAAGAAAAAUAUUACAAAACAAUUUAAGAUACACGGAUCUGCCAACUUCUCUUUUAAUGAUGAAGAGAUGCAAAAGGUCAUGGAUUUUUCCAACGAGCACCUGGAGCACGUGGAUUUACCCACGCCGGGGCCAGUAGAAAUUCUUGCCACAGUGACAGAGUCUCUGACAGGUAUAUCAAGAAAUGCAAGCGCCAAUGUGUUUUUCAAGCAGCAUGAUUACAUCCUAGAAUUUUUUGACUAUGCCACUGUCUUGAAACCAGCUCUCAACUUCACGGCCACUGUGAAGGUCACGCGCUCUGAUGGCCAUCAGCUGACCCUUGAGGAAAGGAGGAAUCCGGUGCUGAUCACAGUGACGCAGAAGAGCAGUAGCAAUCCCUGGAGUGGUGGGGCCAGGGAGUCAGACACGGUCCAGCAUAGGAACUACACUCUCCCCCCAAACGGAAUCUUCAAGAUCGAAUUCCCCAUCCUGGAUGACUCCAGCGAGCUCCGAUUAAAGGCUUAUUUUCUGGACAGUGUUGGUCACAUGGCGGUUCAUGAUAUGUUUAUGUCUCCUAGUAAGACAUACAUUCAGCUAAAAAUGAGAGAUGAAAACGUAAAGGUGGGAUCACCUUUUGAGUUGGUGGUGAGCGGCAACAAACAACUGAAGGAAUUUAGCUAUCUGGUUGUAUCCAAGGGACAGUUGGUGGCGGUAGGCAAACAAAACUCAACCACCUUCUCUCUAACACCAGAACUUUCUUGGGCUCCAAAGGCCUGUAUCAUAGUAUAUUAUGUUGAAGAUGAUGGGGAAAUUAUAAAUGAUGUUUUGAAAAUUCCUGUCCAACUUGUUUUUAAAAAUAAGAUAAAAUUAUUUUGGAGUAAGGCGAAUGCUGAGCCAUCUGAGAAAGUGUCUCUUAGAAUCUCUGUGACACAGCCGGAUUCUAUAGUUGGGAUUGUAGCUGUUGACAAAAGCGUGAAUCUGAUGAAUGCCUCAAAUGAUAUUACAAUGGAAAAUGUCAUCCACGAAUUGGAGUUUUAUAACACCGGAUAUUAUUUGGGCAUGUACGUGAAUUCUUUUGCUGUCUUUCAGGAAUGUGGUCUCUGGGUAUUGACAGAUGCAAAUCUCGUGAAAGAUUAUAUUGACGGUGUUUAUGACAUGGCAGAGUAUCCAGAGUGGCAGGUGGACAAAAGUGAUGCCGAGCUGGUGGAUUUUGACCUGGCGGAUAUACGUCACUUCUCUUCUGUGAGCACUCCUCAUGUCAGAAAGCAUUUUCCAGAGACUUGGAUUUGGCUGGACACCAAGAUGGGAUCCAAGAUUUUCCAGGAAUUUGAAGUUACUGUGCCAGAUUCUAUCACUUCGUGGGUUGCCACUGCCUUCGUGAUCUCUGAGGACUUAGGUCUUGGACUCACAACCGCUCCAGUGGAGCUACAAGCCUUCCAACCAUUUUUCAUUUCUUUGAAUCUUCCCUACUCUGUCAUCAGAGGUGAAGAAUUUGCUUUGGAAGUAACCAUAUUCAAUUAUUUGAAAGAGGCCACUCAGGUUAAGGUAGUCAUUGAAGAAAGUGAUCAAUUCGACAUUCUGAUGACAUCCAAUGAAAUCAAUGGCACGGGGCAUCAGCAGACGGCUCUGGUCCCCGGUGAGGAUGGGGUAUCUCUGCUUUUCCCUGUCAGGCCCAUGCAGCUGGGGGAAAUUCCCAUCACAGUCAAAGCCAUGUCACCCACGGCUUCUGAUGCUGUCACCCAGAGGAUUUUAGUAAAGGCUGAAGGAAUAGAAAAAUCAUAUUCACAAGCGGUCUUGUUAGACUUGACUGACAGCAAACAACAAACUACCCUGAAAACUUUGAGCUUCUCAUUUCCUCCUGAUACAGUCAGUGGCAGUGAGAGAGUUCAGAUCACCACAGUGGGAGAUAUUCUUGGUCCUUCCAUCAAUGGCCUAGCUUCCUUGAUUCAGAUGCCGUAUGGUUGUGGUGAACAGAACAUGAUAAAUUUUGCUCCAAAUAUUUACAUUUUGGAUUAUCUGACUAAGAAGAGACUCCUGACAGAUAACAUAAAAGAGAAAGCCCUUUCAUUUAUGAGGCAAGGUUACCAAAGAGAACUUCUCUACCAGAGGGACGACGGCUCUUUCAGUGCUUUUGGGAACGACGACCCUUCCGGGAGCACGUGGCUGUCCGCCUUCGUCCUGAGGAGCUUCCUGGAGGCCGAUGCCUACAUCGACGUGGACGAGAACGUGCUGCACAGGGCCUUCGUCUGGCUGCGCGGCCACCAGAGAGCCAGCGGGGCGUUCUGGGAGCCGGGCCGGGUGAUCCACCCCGAGCUGCAGGGCGGCCUGCAGGGCGGCCGCGGCCCCGCCGCGCUCACCGCCUACAUCCUCACCGCCCUGCUGGCCUACAAGAAGUACCAGCCUAAUAUUGAUGUACAAGACUCCGUCAAGUUUUUAGAGUCAGAGUUCAGUAGAGGAAUUUCCGACAAUUACACUCUGGCUCUUGUAACUCAUGCACUGUCAUUGGUGGGAAGCCCUGUGGCCAAGGAAGCGCUGUCCACGCUGACUCGUCGUGCAGAGAGAGAAGGAGACGUGCAGUUCUGGGCAUCAUCUGCAUCUGCACUUUCUGAGUCCUGGCAGCCUCGCUCUCGGGAUAUUGAAGUUUCGGCCUAUGCUCUACUUUCACAUUUCCUGCAGUCCCAGGUCUCGGAUGGAAUCCCAGUCAUGAAGUGGCUGAGCCGGCAAAGAAACAGCCUGGGGGGAUUUGUGUCUACACAGGAUACCAUUGUGGCCUUAAAAGCUCUAUCUGAAUUUGCAGCCCUAACCAAUGUAGAAAUGACAAAUAUCCAAGUGUCAGUGACUGGGCCUAGCUUGCCAAGCCCAGUGAAUUUCCGGAUCACAGGACACAACCGCUUCCUCCUGCAGACAGCAGAGCUUGAUGUGGUACAACCAACUAUGGUCAAUAUUUCUGCAAAUGGUUUUGGAUUUGCUGUUUGUCAGCUCAAUGUUAUGUACAAUGUGAAAGAUUCUGAGUCAUUUAGAAGAAAGAGAUCUAUUCAAAACCAAGAAGCCUUUGAUUUAGAUGUGGAUGUAAAAGAUAAUCAAGAUGUCAAUCAUGUAGAUUUGAAAGUAUGCACAAGGUUUCUGGGUCCGGAUAGAAGUGGCAUGGCCCUUAUGGCAGUUGACCUUCUCAGUGGCUUUACUGUGCCGUUAGAAGACAUUCCUCUGAGCGACACAGUGAAGAAAGUGGAGCAUGAUCACGGGAGGCUCAACCUUUACUUGGAUUCGGUGAAUGAAACCCAGUUUUGUGUUGAUAUUCCUGCUGUGAGAAACUUCAAAGUUUCAAAUACCCAAGAUGCUUCUGUAUCCAUCGUGGAUUAUUAUGAACCAAGGAGGCAGGCGGUGAGAAGUUACAACUCCAAAGUAAAGCUGGCUUACUGUGACAUUUGUGGAGACUCGGAGGGCUGUGAUGGCUGUGCGAAGACUUCCGGUUACCCUGGUCAUUCUCCGGUCCUCUUCCUUUUCUCCUCCAUGCUUCUCUUCUCUUUAUCUUAUUGGCUGUGA
Molecule: messenger RNA, 4347 nt
Organism: Dipodomys ordii (Ord's kangaroo rat)
Lineage: Eukaryota; Metazoa; Chordata; Mammalia; Rodentia; Heteromyidae
Gene: Cd109
Product: CD109 molecule
Exons: 33
Coding region: 1-4347 (1448 amino acids)
Cellular component (GO): extracellular region
Molecular function (GO): endopeptidase inhibitor activity
Source: RefSeq, a predicted model, not a curated record